This is a messenger RNA of Bathycoccus prasinos, 3630 nucleotides long. Its product is annotated as 4-alpha-glucanotransferase. The record is from RefSeq and is a predicted model, not a curated record. Gene Ontology annotation, molecular function: 4-alpha-glucanotransferase activity; carbohydrate binding. The transcript has a single exon. NCBI's taxonomy places the organism in Eukaryota, Viridiplantae, Chlorophyta, Mamiellophyceae, Mamiellales, Bathycoccaceae. Gene Ontology annotation, biological process: carbohydrate metabolic process. The coding region runs from base 1 to 3630 and encodes 1209 amino acids.
AUGGCGUCGAUGACUUUAGAUGACGACGACGACGAAAAUGAUGAUGAUGAUGAAAAAAUGGUACGAAAAUUGAGAAAAGAAAUCACGUUUAAAUUCCGCGUGAAGUUUUAUACCAAAUGGGGAGAGAACGUGGUGGUGUGCGGGAAAUCGCAAGCGAUGGGAGAGUACGACGCGACGAAAGGGGCGUGGAUGAGCUGCGAACACAUCGUUUUAAAUACCGUGAAGACGAAGACGAAGAAGACGAAGAAUAACGCGGAUGAAAAAGAAGAGGAAGAAAGUUUCGAAGAUGAUGAAGAAGAUUCAGGAGAAGAAGAUUCAGGAGAAGAGGAACGCGAAGGAGGAGACGAACUGUUGUGGACGGCGACGAAAACCAUGCGAUGGGACGAACCGUUCGAAUACAGGUACGCGGUGGUGGAUUCGCACGGGUCGGUGAUAUUAUGGGACGCACCUAUUCGAAUAGCAAAACUAGAACGGCAGACGUCGCGAGCUUUAACCGGGAACGGCGAGAACGUGGUGGAGUUUACGGAUACUUUUGAAAGGAAAAACCACGCAGAGACGCUGUUUUCAAAGAGAAGAUUCGCCGAGGUGGUUUUGGAUAAAGUGUUAGCGGGAGGACAAGGAGGAGCGACGCACGCCGCCGCGGUCGUGAAGCCUCAGCCGUGCGAAUUUUUGCGAAGCGGCAUUUUGUCCGGGAAGAAGAAUGAUGCGAACGGCGACGCGAGUUUACGCGUGGUAGUUUUGCGAUUUCAAGUGAAAGCGAUGCGAAUGCCAAGUAAACGACCGGGGAGUAAAGUCUCCGUGAGAGUGACGGGAAGUUGUCAAUCGCUCGGGAAGUGGGAUCGCUCGCGAGCGAUGCGAAUGGGAAACGACGAGUGCUUCGAAGUGUUGUCUCCUGCGUCCAGCGAUGCUUCAGAACAUACCGUUAAAGAUAGGAACAACACUUCGAGUAGUAACGACAACAAUAAUGGAUAUUGUUGGCACUUGGAAGUCGCGUGCGCUUCGAGCGAACUUCCCGUGAGAUAUAAGUACGAAAUUUGGGACGACGAUAUCGAGCAAGUCAUCGAAAGCGAAGAAUGUAAGAGAACUAUCGGUAUCGAUUGGGACUUGAAAAAACGCCAAUUCGACGAAGAGCUGCAUAGAAAAAACAGAAACAAUAACAAUAAUAACAAUAACAACAAUCGUGAGGGUGGGGAAAUCGAGGGAACGUCGACGGAAAUAAACGACGACGGCGAGGAAGACGCAGAGAAAACACCGACGAGGCACCGCGCGACGCCGACCAAAAAGAAGACGUCGACAUCUUCGUCGUAUGAGCCACCAAAAUGUAUCGUCGCGUCCGACGGACACUUUGCGCAUGCGAAAGCUUUUCGUUGUGCGGGUGUUGCGGUGCCAGUCUUCUCUUUACGAUCCUCAAAGUCCCUCGGUUGCGGUGAAUUUUCAGAUCUCAAAUUGAUGGCGGAUUUCUGUCGCGAAUCUGGAUUUCGGAUUUUACAGUUGCUCCCAGUCAACGACACGAGAGUGCACGGGAUGUGGUGGGAUUCCUAUCCGUACAGUUCGCUAUCCGUUCACGCUUUACACCCGAUGUAUUUGCGCGUGACUGAGCUCGAUCAGGAGGAGUUGAACUUCCCUGGAAGCGAAGAGAUGACAAAAUUUAUCGAGGCGAAACGUCGCGAGCUUCAAGAGCUGAAAGACGUCGACUACGAAGAGACGCUUCGAGUGAAAAUGUUUGUCGCUCGAAAAUUACACAAGCGCUUUCUCGCAUCGAUGCCUACGACGGAAAGUGGUAGUUAUGCGAACGGGUUAGGUAGUGCGAGUAAAAGUAGCGCGGGUGUGAGUAGUAACAGUAAGAAAGCUUUAAUUGAGUCGUUCGAGAGGUUCGUGAGCGAAAACCAGGAGUGGUUGAAACCGUACGCGGUGUUUUGCGCGUUGGCUGAAAUUUUUCAAACCACGGAGCAUUGGCUGUGGGGUCACCUCGCGAAGUGCGACGAUAAAUUGAUCGAAAAAUUAACCGAUCCGGAAACAUCUCCUAUUUAUUCUGAAGGUGUGCACUUCGUGUACUAUUUGCAGUGGCGUUUGCACAUGCAACUGAAAGAAGCCUCGACGUAUUUGAAACAGUUUGGCAUCGCACUUAAAGGCGAUUUACCGAUUGGUGUCGAUAAACGUUCUGUGGACGUGUGGAGAAAACCAGAACUGUUCCGUUUCUAUACAAAUACGGGCGCACCUCCCGAUGCGUUCGAUAAGAACGGUCAAAAUUGGAAGUUUCCAACCUACGAUUGGGAACAGAUGAAACGGGAUGGAAAUUACAGUUGGUGGCGUUCGAGAUUACGCUCGAUGGAGAAAUACUUUUCGCUCGUUCGCGUGGAUCAUAUCUUGGGGUUCUUUCGCAUAUGGGAACUGCCGGCGCACUGCGAGUCUGGUAUCAUGGGUCGCUUUCGCCCAUCUGUCCCGAUAUCAAGGCAAGAGCUCGAAGCGGUCGGUCUUUGGGACAUCGAUCGAUUGACGAUUCCUAGAGCAGAUGCGUCUGACUUGGAAUUCUUUUUCGGCGCGAGAGCGGCGGAAGUUGCCGCUCGAUUUUUCGAUGAAAACGAGCUCUUCUCGAACUCUAGCGAUUCAAAUGUCAACAGAGCUGGUAUAAUUGGUGGUGGUGGUGGAGAUCUCUCCUUCACCAAACGGUUGCAAAACAAGUAUUGGACGUUCAAACCUGAGUAUUCCACGGAGGUUCAAAUUUUAAAGUGCGAGCAGUUGAAAAUUCGAGAAGGAUCGCCGGAUUGGCUCGUCGCCGAAACGAACGAAAUUAAGAACGGUUUACUCGAACUCACCAGAAACGUCUGUCUCUUGAGAUCGGCGUACGAUCCAAGCGCUACCGAGGGUGUUCACAGCGUUGCGAUGUUUGAUAAGGAUGCGUUUUAUCCAAGGUUUGAUAUGGAACGAACUCGACUGUUUCAAAAGCUCGAGUGCUGGCAACGCAGCGCACUUUCUCGAAUCAGUCAUGAACAUUAUACGACGAGGCAACGAUUCUUGUGGACCCAAAACGCGCACACGACGAUACCUGCGAUUACAAACUCGACAAACAUGCUCGUAUGUGGCGAAGACUUGGGAUUGGUUCCCGAUUUUGUUCCCGGAGAGAUGCAAAAUUUAGGCAUUUUGGGUUUGCGCAUUCAACGGAUGCCGGCGCCUGAGCAAGGCGAGAACAACAACAGCGAAUUCGGUAUUCCGAGCAGAUACCCGUACGAUACCGUGUGCUCUCCUUCCUGUCACGACACGACAACUUUUCGUGCCUGGUUCGAAGAAGACGAGAAUCGACGCAAAAAGUACUACUCGCAAAUUCUCGGUCAAGAUAUCUCGACGACGCCGAAGCGAUGCACGACGGAAACCAUGCGCGCAGUCAUCAAGCAACACUUAGAGUCGCCCAGCGCGUUGGCGAUAUUUGCGCUCGCGGAUGUUUUAGCCAUGGACACAAAUUACAUAAACGAACGCGACCCGAAGGAAGAGACCAUCAACGAUCCGACGAAUUCGCGUCAUUAUUGGAGAUUUCGGUUUCAUACGAAUUUGGAAGACAUGAAAAAGAACGAACAGUUAACGGGUGAGCUCAAGAAGAUGGUCUUUGAGAGCGGCAGAAACGUCCCGAAAUGA